ACGCGCACAUCAGCUGACCGACGGUCCACGGCGGAAAGAAGCGCAGUCCUCCGUCGACCUUCACUCGGCUUCUUUUCCCGCAGAUACCGCAGCGCGACAUGGCGAGUCAGUCCCAGGGCAUCCAGCAGCUGCUGCAGGCCGAGAAGAGAGCGGCCGAGAAGGUGACCGAGGCCCGCAAGCGGAAGAACCGGCGUCUGAAGCAGGCGAAGGAAGAAGCUCAGGCCGAGAUCGAACAAUAUCGACUUCAGAGGGAGAAAGAGUUCAAGACCAAAGAGGCCGCUGCCCUCGGUUCCCACGGCAACAGUGCAGUGGAGGUGGACCGUGACACGGUGGAGCGGAUGGCUCGUAUCCAGGCAAGUUACCGCGGUAACCGGGAGGCAGUGCUGGGCGAGUUACUGCGGCGUGUCUGUGACAUCCAUCCAGAGUUCCACGCCAACUACCGCGUGGCGGGCUGAGUCGUAAUUCCAAACAGGGCGAGGCCAACAGAGAAGACAGGAACUUUAGCAAAAAAUAAGAGCUUUUAUUUUGAAUAUCUGAAGUUCAUCUCCUGCUGAGUUCUUGCUUCAAGGGAAGAUAUUAAUAAAUGUUGUUACUGUGUUGAUGUUUACAGAAUAUUUGUUUCUUUAAAUCCCUCCCAAAUCUAACAAAACAAAGGUUUUCGAUCACUUUAUCUCUGUGAGGUUUAAGGACAAAAUAAGCCAACAUGUGGUCAGUUUAAAGUAAAAUACAAUAAUUCAUCUAAAUGAAGUAAGAUUUGAUCAGUUGAUUGGCUGUUUCCCUUUGUUAUUACCUUCAUCACAAUAAUGUGGAAAGGCUUUUAUUUUGAAACUUGUUCCCUUUGUGUGACCGUAAAACAACUUGUUCUGAUGACUUCCUGUUGAUUUUUGUGAAGUGAUAUAAUGUGAAAUAAUAAACUGAAUGUUCAAUGGCGGAAA
Gasterosteus aculeatus aculeatus (three-spined stickleback) is the source of this 935-nucleotide messenger RNA. RefSeq names its product ATPase H+ transporting V1 subunit G1 (gene atp6v1g1). Gene Ontology annotation, molecular function: ATP hydrolysis activity; proton-transporting ATPase activity, rotational mechanism. Gene Ontology annotation, biological process: synaptic vesicle lumen acidification. Gene Ontology annotation, cellular component: synaptic vesicle membrane; vacuolar proton-transporting V-type ATPase complex; vacuolar proton-transporting V-type ATPase, V1 domain. The record is from RefSeq and is a predicted model, not a curated record. NCBI's taxonomy places the organism in Eukaryota, Metazoa, Chordata, Actinopteri, Perciformes, Gasterosteidae.